Phytophthora infestans T30-4 is the source of this 693-nucleotide messenger RNA. RefSeq lists its product as uncharacterized. The coding region runs from base 1 to 693 and encodes 230 amino acids. Lineage: Eukaryota; Oomycota; Peronosporomycetes; Peronosporales; Peronosporaceae. The record is from RefSeq and is a predicted model, not a curated record. The transcript has 3 exons.
AUGCUGCCUCUAACGUCGCACAGCAACAAACACCAGCUACUGCUGAACCACCAACGUUCAUGGUUCCCGUACAAUUGGUGCCAACCCCACGCCACGGAGGAGACUCAAGCUCUGACGCCAGCACCAACGAAAGAGGAACCUAGCGAACCGACACCGGCACCAUUGGCACGCACGGAAGACUCCGAAGUCCCAACUCCGGCCCCAGCGAAUGAGGAACCAGGCAAACCGACACCGGCACCGUCGGCACCCACGAAAGACUCUGAAGUCCCAACUCCGGCACCAACAAAUGAGGAAUCGGGUAAACCAACGACAGCAGAAGAGUCAUCUCUCUGUAUUGAAGUCUCUGUCGAGGGAGAUGCGACUUACUGCAUCCAGGGCCCGGUUUGCAGCGGUUUUGACGACGGACCAGCUGAAACCACUGUCCUGUCAGAGGUGACAUGGUUGUCAAAGACUGCAUUGAAACGAUUCCGAGUUGGAUCGGUGCUAGCGCCUGCGUGGCGCCAGUGGAUGCCCAACAACUACUGCGCUGCCAGCUCGGCAGCCAUCGGUGUCGGUAGUGUUGCCGCUAUCGUCGCUGGUGUGGGCGCUAUCGUUGCCAUCGCCGGAUUCACAGCCUACAAUUACCGCCAGAAUCGUGCGACUCGCCACGACUUCGAGAACAACAUCGUGGCCCCUGUCACGAGUCCUGCGUAA